AUGGCAUCCCUUCUUCGUCGGCUGCGCUCCUCGUCUCCGUCGCUGGUGCGCGCGGGCGGAAAAGAUGAUGUCGCGGCAGCCGACAUGUUUCUCGUGCAAAUCAUCGCGUUUGGCGAGGUCUUCGCCAUCCCCGUGUGCAAGACGACUCCGGUCACGGUGGUCCUGCGCCACGUGAUGGAGGCGGCGGUGACGGAGGAGCAGGCGGUGGAGCUGGGUAGCAUGAAGGCGACGCUGUACUACAAAGACACGCCACUCCCACUGGACGCGGCAAUGAAGAGUGUCCCACGCAACGCUGUCCUCCACCUGCACUCCAGUGUGUCUACCACCUCCUUGAUCGUCCGCGAUUGUCGGCACGGGGCCGUGUCGAUGCUGCCGAACUGUCGCCGGCGGGAUGCCAACACGACGGCCACGGUGCGGCCCUGCCUGCGGAGCAAGAGCGUCGCCGGUGGUGGCUCUGAGGGCACCGGCACCCCCGCCUCUCACCGACUCUCGUCUGGCUUUGCGGGCCUUUCUUCGGCGGUCAGCCCCUAUACAGAGCGGCAGGGGACUCCCGCGACCGCGGGACUUGGUGGCAACUCCGAGUCUGUCUCCUCCGCCUGCCACGACACGGGGCUGAUGAGUAUGGCGACGCUGCCGUUGAUGUCUACUGCUCCCGUCGCGGCGGCUUCGGGGACCGGCGACGUUGGUGAGGCGCGAUACUACUACUUCGUCCCCUGCGCAGGUGCCGCGACGCGAACUCCGAUACAGCUGCUCAGUACUCCGAGCCGCACCGCGUCAGCGCUGUCGCUCAUGGCGAGCCGCCGCCGCGACAGCGCCGUUGACUUCGCGAACAGCUGCCGCUUCCCUCCGGCCGGUGUCAACCCUCUCGACACCGCCGCCAUCGCCGCGGCUGAACCGUUGUUGUUCUCCCCUCUCCCUUCGCCACCCAACGCGGCUGCCGUCGCCGCCACCGACCGUCUCACUGGCAGCAGCGACAAGUACUUACUCGCGUACCUGCGUUUGCCACGCGACAAGGCAGCCGCCUACAUGUCUGCCGCCGCCCUGAACGCUGACCGCAAUAUUCUCGCGGAGGCGGUGGAGGUGGACGAGGUGCCGGUCGAGGCACUGCUGGACGCGACCAUGUCGACCGUCGCGACCACCAAAUCCCGUGCCACCAGGGCGUGCGCAUACCGCCGUCUGCGCGUGCCGCAGGACUUCCCGGUGGGCACACUGCGCGAGCUGUUCGCUGUGGCGCCCGAGCACCGCCUGUACGUCGCUCAUGUCGAAGUGGAGGAUGAGCAGAAAACCUUCCGCGAGAUGCGCGUGGCGCCGAACACCGUCUUCUACUUCAAGAGGCGAGUUGAGGCCGGCAGCAACGCGGGGACGGAGCAGAAGGAUCCCCAACGCUCUCUGACUUGCGAGCGCAUUCGCGAGCACCUCGCUGCCACCGCGACAGUGCCGCGGCCGCUGGAGAUGGCGAAGGAUGACAGCAGCGCUGAGAGGUGCCCCAUCCCUUGCCACAUCGAGCCGGUGCGUCUUUCGGCGGACCAGCCCUUCCCUUCCGCCUCUGCGCCCGUGCUCUCCGGCACCGUGCCGAGCUCUCGCGCCCACAACUGCACCCAGAGCAGCGCCAGCAUCAGCACCACCUCCAACGCCCUCUCCAUUCGGGGGUGCGUCGGUGCCUUCAACGAGGGCGCUGCGCUCAACCCCACCUACGGCGCAGGGCAGUCCGUCUGCGUGGCGGACGGCAAUGCGGAGGCGGCCUCGGUGGCUGCGUCCACGAACCGGCACGUCGUGGAGGGCCACGAGCUGACUCUGUCUUCUGCCAUGACCGCCGAGUUGGCCGCGCUGCGCACUGAGGCGGAGACGACGGCGCCUCAGCAGUCGUCCAAGCAACAACACCGCAGCACAGAGCGCGACGACCCACUGACUGCCAUUUCGCCGGGGGACAUUGAGGCGGCGGAGGCGGAGGAGUCGUGCAUCGACGUGGACUGCUGUUUGGCAGACAAAGAAGGAGAAGAGGCAGCUGCCGCCACACCCACUGCGACGCAUCGUGCUGCUACACCCCAAGCUGCUUCGGUGUCACAGGUCACUUCCACGACUGCCGCCGCUGCUCCCGCCGUAGAAGCUGCGGCAUCGCAGCAGACAGCGAGGAGGGCGUAUCGCCUGCACCGUCGCUCCCCGACCGCGGCGGCGGCGGAGAAAACGCGCAGCAACGCGCUCCAUUGCGAGGAGGAGGUGCUGGCGAAGGCAGCGCGCACGACUGCAUCCACGCGCUCGCCCAAGGCGCGGCGGGGGUCGAUGCUGGUAGCCAAGAUGCACGACGCCCUACGCAGGCACCGAACCAACAGCACCCCGGUGCCCGCGGCCCUGACGCCAUCCCAUCACGCUCGCGAGGGGCCGCAGUCGCUGUUCGCAACUGAUGCUCUGCAGCCGGCCGUCGACGCCGGUGAGCCGUUCGACCCGCUUGCCGCACGCGCCGAUGGGGUCCCGCUUCGUCUACCCCAUGUCGCUGACGAGGUGGCUGACGCAAAGCCGAAGCGAAGGCCGGCAAAGGAAUCAAACAAAGAGCCGGCGACGGGAAAGAGGGCAACGCCGUCGUUCGAUGGCGCCCCAGCGGUGAGCCGCACAGCCUCGACGGGGCCGUCGACAGCGAAGAUGAACGUUUCUAACAGUGCCUCGCCUUUUCACCCCGUGCGACGGAUGUCGUCGCGCCAGCGCAAGGCGCACGGUGAGAUCAGGUCUUCCUCGUCCGGCAAGGAUGCGUCCAUCGCCCCCUCACUCGUCGCCACGUCUUCGUUGACGCUGUCCACCUCCGAGGAGGUCCUGAAGGCAUUGAGGCGCGAUUCGGCGCACCUCAGCAACACGAAGAAGUCAAAGGAAGCGGCCGAGACAGCGCCAGCUGAAACAACUGCCUGGACGCCGUUAUCGGCGGCGAGAGCAGCCGCCACAGCCGAAUCGGCGGAGCGAGGUAGGGCGGAGGUGGGGGACACACCUGGGCAACAGAAGGUGAUUCCAGAGAACGGCAGCCCCUCAUGCGGUAGUGGCGCGUCGUACGGUCGACGCAAUCGCCGUGCAAGCGUGAGUAUGCCGUGCCAGCCUGUUGCGUUCCUCGGCUCCGACCCUGGGCAAGCAGCCAGCAUCACUUUGCCCGCCGAGACGGCCCCAGCUGCUGUAGACAUCAGCACAACGCUUGAACCAGCCGUGCUUAGCUCCACGCGUGUCCCUACCCCACCUGAAUCACAGACCCCUGCGCCGAUCCUCGUCUCCGCUACACAGGGGCAGCGCAGCGGCCGGCAGAGCAACAGCGGCACCCCCGGGAGCUGCUCGCUUGAGCACGUAAACCCGACCCCGUCCGUGUGGCGGCGCAGAGAGGAGAGCGGCCCCCUGGAGUACAGUGUCGAGAGUCCCAGCAGCGCGCACCGGCUGCGCAUCACUCUCAAGGAUCCGCAAGACCCCACACGCUUUCACUACGGCGUCCCCGUCGAGCCGGACUGUCCGGUUGGGGCGCUGCGGGAGUGGGUUGCAGCGGUGCAGCGACUGAGCAGCGCAGUGGGCGAGGGCGAGCCGGACCUGCGCGACACGAACCGCUACGGCAUCUUUCUGGGCGACAAGUACCUGUCGGAGGCGGACUCUGUCACCUUCGCUGAGGUGACGUGCGGUCGAAAUGACAGCGUCUUCUCCAUUCGCCCCCUGUAG
Molecule: messenger RNA, 3678 nt
Organism: Leishmania major strain Friedlin
Lineage: Eukaryota; Euglenozoa; Kinetoplastea; Trypanosomatida; Trypanosomatidae
Exons: 1
Coding region: 1-3678 (1225 amino acids)
Source: RefSeq, a predicted model, not a curated record